UACAGACAAAGAAGCACCGUGGCUUAGUGGAAAGAGCCUGAGUUUGGGAACCACUUCUGGCCUUGGCCAUGGAAGAUGGCCAGUCAACCUGCCCAGAGGGAAACAGUGAUACAGCAAUCAAUCAAUCACUGGCCACACCGCAUCUCUUCAGGGAGAGCCCCCAGUUUUCUGUUUGCAAAUGUCGGAAUCAAUCGAUGGUAUUUAUUGAGCGCUUACUACGUGCAGAGCCCUGCACCGAGAGCUUGGGAGAGUACACUAGAUCACCGAUCCCACAACGAGCUUUCAGUCUAGAGGAGAAAUGACACCGCUUUCCGCCCCUCCCCACCAGGCCUGAUUGACCGAGCCUUCAGCAGGUUCCGGCACCGGGACGUCGUCCAUCUGUCCAGGAUGAAGGACGGGCUGAAUGUGUUGGAACUGUGGCACGGAAUCACCUACGCCUUUAAGGAUCUGGCCUUGUCUUGCACCGGCCAGUUCCUGCAGUACUUCUUGGAGAAGCGGCAGAAACACGUCACCAUCCUCGUAGGGACUUCUGGGGAUACAGGGAGUUCAGCGAUCGAGAGCGUGCGAGGGGAAAAGAACAUGGACAUCCUAGUUUUGCUUCCCAAGGGGUACUGCUCUCAGAUCCAGGAACUGCAGAUGACCACUGUGCUGGAGGACAACGUCCAUGUGUUUGUGGUGGAGGGAAACAGCGACGAGGUGGACGAGCCCAUCAGAGAGAUAUUUGCGGACGGGGACUUUGCCAGGACGCACCACCUGAUGAGCCUGAAUUCAAUCAACUGGUCGAGGAUCCUGGUGCAGAUGGGGCACUACUUCUACGCCUACUUUCGGUGCCUGCCGUCCCCGGGUGCCACCCGCCCCUGGCCUCCGGUGGAAAUCGUCGUGCCCACGGGAGCCGCUGGCAACCUCACAGCCGGGUGCAUUGCCCAGAGGAUGGGCCUGCCACUCCGCCUGGUUGCGGUGGUGAACAGCAACGACAUCGUUCACAGGACCAUCGAGCGAGGCGAUUUCUCGCUCUUGGACAGCGCUAAGCCGACGCUGGCAUCUGCCAUGGACAUUCAGGUACCCUACAACAUGGAGAGGAUUUUCUGGUUGUUGUCAGACUCUGACAGCACUUUGAUCAACGCCAUGAUGGAGAAGUUUGACAAGACCAAGAGGGUGAAACUGCCAGAAGUCUUGCAUAGAGAGAUUUCAGGAACGAUCAGCUCGUGUUCGGUUUCCGAUGAGGAGAUCAUACGGGCCAUGCAGCGCUGCUGGGAGGAGAACCGCUACCUGCUGUGUCCUCACUCCGCGGUGGCCGUUUUUUACCACUACAAACGAUCUGAUGCACAGCAGCCCAGCAUUCCCAGGUGUUGCUUGGCCCCCGCCUCUGCAGUCAAGUUCCAGGAUGCCGUCCUCAGGGCCGAGCUCCUUCCCGAGAUCCCUCCGGAGAUCAAAGCCUUGGAGAGCAUGGAGACCCGGGCUACCAUUCUGCAGAGGGGGGAUAACUGGACCCAAAUAUUGCGCGAUGCGAUAGAGGCGCUGGCCCGGCGCAGAGAACGGACAUCCCGUCCUGUGGCCGACGGGAGUCAUCAGGAGUAACAGUCCAGAAAUGCGAUUCGGUUUUCCCUGGUGUUCCUUACUUGCCCUGGGAUCCCAGUGGAGCAUUCCCAUUUGAGGUUGGGUGGUCCCCCGUCUGGGAAGUCUAGACCACGAGAAGCAGUGGGGCCUAGUGGAUAGAGCACAGACCUGGGAAUCAGAAGAACCUGGAUUCUAACCCCAUCUC
Molecule: messenger RNA, 1762 nt
Organism: Tachyglossus aculeatus (Australian echidna)
Lineage: Eukaryota; Metazoa; Chordata; Mammalia; Monotremata; Tachyglossidae
Gene: THNSL2
Product: threonine synthase like 2
Exons: 8
Coding region: 388-1578 (396 amino acids)
Biological process (GO): dephosphorylation; 2-oxobutyrate biosynthetic process
Molecular function (GO): pyridoxal phosphate binding
Source: RefSeq, a predicted model, not a curated record